Molecule: messenger RNA, 1091 nt
Organism: Zea mays
Lineage: Eukaryota; Viridiplantae; Streptophyta; Magnoliopsida; Poales; Poaceae
Product: photosynthetic NDH subunit of lumenal location 5, chloroplastic
Biological process (GO): protein peptidyl-prolyl isomerization; protein folding
Cellular component (GO): cytoplasm
Molecular function (GO): cyclosporin A binding; peptidyl-prolyl cis-trans isomerase activity
Source: RefSeq, marked validated
CGAGACAACAAAUCUCCUCCUCUUCCUCUCCGUAUCCGCAUCAGUCCAUCACCUUCAAUGGCGGCGGCGGCGGCUGCUGCCACCUCCUUCACCACCCUCGCCGUCGCGCGUUCGGCGGGGCAGCGGUCCCUCCUUGCCUCCAAGGCCGCACCUUCGCCGCUCCUCUCCCUCCGUGGCGCCCGCAUCCCCUCGCAGGCCGUCUCCUUCUCCGGGGGCCUUGCGGCGUCGCCCUCUCACAGCCGCGCGCGCUUCGCUACAUCCGCCAGCGCCGAGCCCAAGGAAGCAGAUCUUCAGUCUAAAAUCACCAAUAAGGUGUAUUUUGACAUAAGCAUUGGGAACCCUGUGGGGAAGAAUGUUGGGAGGAUUGUCAUCGGCUUGUAUGGGGAUGAUGUUCCACAAACAGCAGAGAACUUUCGUGCUCUUUGCACUGGAGAGAAAGGGUUUGGAUACAAGGGAUCCAGUUUCCACCGUGUCAUCAGCGACUUUAUGAUCCAGGGCGGAGAUUUUGACAAGGGCAAUGGUACCGGUGGGAAAAGCAUAUAUGGACGCACUUUCAAAGAUGAGAACUUCAAAUUGGUUCACACUGGACCUGGAGUGGUCAGCAUGGCUAAUGCUGGACCGAACACCAACGGCAGCCAGUUUUUCAUUUGCACUGUCAAGACGCCUUGGUUGGAUGGAAGGCAUGUCGUGUUUGGCCAGGUCGUGGAAGGGAUGGAUAUUGUAAGGCUGAUCGAGUCACAGGAGACUGACAGAGGUGACCGUCCGAAGAAGAAAGUAGUCAUCAGCGAGUGCGGGGAGCUUCCAGUGGUCUAAGCGUUACUCAUCUGUUGUCCGUUUCACUUCUGACGGAUGACGAUAUCCCCCCCCCCCCCCCCCCCCCCCCCCAUCCCAUGUGCUAAUUAUAGAGAAUAUUUCGAAUUCAAGUAAGGUCCCAAAUCUGAGGCAUACUGUUGCUGCCCUGCUGGAAUAAAUGUGCUACUUUCCCCUGCCUUGUUAAGGGAAAGGGUUUUGUUCACGAUGUUACCUUGUAACCUUGUACUUAUGUUUCAUACUUGGAAUGAAGGUUCAUGGAACAAAAAUAUUCUGCUGCA